CGUCGAGAAGGUACAAUGUUUUUUUUGCCUUUAUCGCAUCAGGAAAACACAACGUUCAAAACUCCGGUGACAGCAAGGAGAUCCGAAAUUUUUGGUCAUCCGAAGAGCCCCGUUUUGCACCCUUCACUUGUCAAAAAUGUCUCAACGUUCGCACAGCCACAACCACACCCAUGGCCAUGACCAUGGCCACAGCCACGACCACGGUCACGGUCACAGCCACGACCACGGUCACGAACAAGAACACGAACAGGAGGACCCCGUUCAGGCCGAACGCGCUCACUUUCGUAAAGUAUUGACAGCUUUCGCCUAUUAUCGUCGCCAUGCUCUCAAUCAUAAUCAUCGCAAGAGACACGACUUUAUGGCUCUACCGGAACAGCAUAAAAAGAUUAUCCCGGACGUUUUAAAAAAGAUUAACAAGGUCGAUGAAUGCAUUGAGACAAACAUGGUCAUGUUGAGAGAAAUCGUACGCGGAGCCAACAUGUUUAUGGACGAAGAUCCCAUCGCACUUAUGGCCGAAGGAUACAAGGUCCAGGGAAACAAACCCCCGGUAUCUCCCAUGGAUAUGGACAAAGUACGAAGCACGCUUAAACAGUUUGUCCGUGAUUGGGCAAAAGAGGGUCAAGGCGAGCGUGAUGUCACCUAUGGACCUGUCAUUGAAGAAUUAGAAUCGCUCUUCAAAGAUGUAUCAGUCGAGAACAGAGGUGCUAUUCGCGUGCUUGUGCCAGGUGCUGGAUUGGGCCGAUUGGCUUUUGAUAUUGCUCGAAAAGGCUUCAGCUGUCAAGGCAACGAGUUCUCGUUUUAUAUGCUUUUGGCCUCACAUUUUGUAUUAAACAGAAUGAGCAAGACGGAAGAGUAUGAAAUUUAUCCAUUCGUCCAUUCGUUCUCCAAUAUCAAAUCGUCGGACGAUCAGUUGACGCCUAUUCGGAUUCCUGAUGUUUUGCCUGCCAAUCUACCUCCCACGGUCGAUUUUUCCAUGGUAGCCGGCGAUUUCCUUGAAGUCUAUGGUGAACAAGAGAACAAUCGAGGUGCAUGGGACGUGGUUGUCACCUGUUUCUUUAUUGAUACUGCCAAAAAUAUUCUUGAGAAUAUUCAGGUCAUUCAUCGAACAUUGAAAGAGGGUGGCAUGUGGAUCAACAUCGGUCCUUUACUGUAUCAUUUCGAAGAUACCCCAGGUGAAUCAUCUGUCGAAUUAAGCUUGGAAGAAGUGAAACGGGUAUCUCGAGAAAUUGGGUUUGAAUUCAAGAAAGAAUCCAUGGUUACUACGACCUAUACUUCCAACCCUCAAGGCAUGCUGAAAUAUGUGUAUGAAUGCGCCUUUUGGACCGCUGUUAAAGUAGACAAACCAUCAAAAUAAAAAUCUACAUCCAUGUCAGAGAAGAAAAAAGGAAUGGAACUGUGGAUCCAGUCGUCGUUGAUUGUGUAAACCCAAUCAUGCACCAACACCCAAAAGUCUUUCUGCUGCUGAAAUUUUAAGGGUCGGCGGUGCGGCCCGGACAAAGCGUUCAUGAUGAUUUCAAUCGCCGCCAAAGGGACUCCUUGAUAUGGAUGAAGAGGUUGCGGCGAAUCUUGAAUC
Messenger RNA from Radiomyces spectabilis, 1573 nucleotides. RefSeq names its product N2227-like protein-domain-containing protein. NCBI's taxonomy places the organism in Eukaryota, Fungi, Mucoromycota, Mucoromycetes, Mucorales, Radiomycetaceae. The transcript has 11 exons. The record is from RefSeq and is a predicted model, not a curated record. Gene Ontology annotation, molecular function: S-adenosylmethionine-dependent methyltransferase activity. Bases 137 to 1354 code for a protein of 405 amino acids.